This is a messenger RNA of Schistosoma rodhaini, 996 nucleotides long. The record is from the annotation of a GenBank genome assembly. NCBI's taxonomy places the organism in Eukaryota, Metazoa, Platyhelminthes, Trematoda, Strigeidida, Schistosomatidae.
AUGAGAUACAAUUUCUAUUCUGAUAUUUCAAUAUCAUUUUAUCUGGUUGUCGUCUUACUGUACAAAUGCCUUCAGUGCCAAGACUUUUGUCAACAACCUAAAUUACUACAAUAUGAAAAAGUGAUUUACGUCAAUGAUUCAUACUUAUAUUCUCAUCAUUAUAAUUACACAAUGAGAAUAACUCUUAAUCAACCUAAUCCAGUUCAGAAUAGAAAUUUCGAAAAAACAUCUUAUCUUCAAGAAGUUAAACCAAAUUUUCAGUUUAAAUAUUAUGAUAGUCAGGUUAAUAAUUUUAAUGUUUACUCUUAUGGGGCAAUAGAUAUAAAAAAAGUAAACCAUAUCGGACAAAUUGAUCUUUAUAUACCAGGCGAAGAUGGUUCUGAAGUACAGGUUUUGAAUGAAAAGGAUUUAUUCGCUGCCAGAUGGUCUAUUAAAAAGAAUGAUAAUAGUAAACAGGUUACAGCGACGAUAUUUUGUCUGAUAUAUCCGAGUGGGAAAAUAUCAAUCUACUAUGAGGACGUUCCUACAAAAAUUCAUAAAAAUGAACUGCAAUUUAAAAUGAGAGGUAUAUUUUGGUGCCAAACAAACAGUAAUAUAUUUGUUCCUUUGAAAUGGAUCAAAAGUGGAACGUUAGUAGAGUAUGAACCGAUGGGGGAAUCUUGUGCAAAAUACAACACCUCUGAAUCAUGUGAAAAAGCAAGACCAUCGGAUAUAGCAUGUAUUUGGUGUGACAAAAAUAACACAUGCAUUGAUAUUUAUUAUCAGGAUACUGAUUACUUGAAAGAAAAUAACUGCCGUGUUAAGGUUGAAUGGGAAUACCAAAUUUCGUCACUCAGUAGUUUAACGUCAAUUUGUUCAUAUCAUGAUAACAUUCAAGUCUGUGUAUUCGAUGAUGCGUUACUACAACGAUUAUGUGAGGUUUAUCAAACUCCAUUGUCGAAUGCAUCGUAUUGUAGCGGUUUAUCUUUUUGCACACAUCAUAUGAUGCACUCUUAG